AUGAGCAUUGGAUACAAUCCUGACGCGGACCCUGACCCAACCACCCAGAUAGCAUGGCCAGCUCGGCACAGGCAGCGCACAACAUCCAAUCCUCAACUCGAGACACAAUCCCCUGAACACGCAUCAUACCAGGCGCUGGAUGGAAACGGCAAGCAGACGGACAGCUCUGUCAAGCAGCACGCAAGCGACCCCGGGCGAACACGCUUGAGUACAUGGAAUCUCAUGACCCUCAGUAUAUCCAUGGCUGGCGCCCAAAUUGCGUGGACGGUGGAGCUAGGAUAUGGAACUCCAUUUCUCCUGUCACUGGGGAUAUCAGAACAGGUUACCAGCCUGGUCUGGUUGGCUGGUCCUAUCAGCGGCCUAAUCGCACAACCUCUCAUAGGUGCAAUCUCUGAUUCGUCCACGUCGAAGUACCGGCGGAGAUACUGGGUGGUCUUAUCGACGGGUGCACUUGUCGUUUCGACGUUAGUUUUGGCGUAUUGUCAGAACAUCGCCGGUUUCUUUGUUGAUAUCUUCGGCGGAGGUGUUGGUGACUGGGAUCCAGAACGCACGAAGCAGGCCGCAAAUGCUGCCAUUGGCAUAGCUGUCUUCGCGUUUUACGUCCUUGAUUUCGCUCUCAACGCUCUUCAAGCAUCUUUGCGCAAUCUUCUUCUGGAUAUCACUCCUCCUGAUCAACUCAAUGCCGGUAAUGCAUGGCACAGCCGGAUGUGCCAAGCGGGUAAUAUCGUUGGCUACGGGUUUGGAUUUCUCCCUCUUGCAAAGCUGCCCUUCCUGAGCUUCCUGGGUGGCGAUCAGUUCCGAAAAUUCUGUGUUGUCAGCAUGACUAUCCUUGUCAUCACUGUGUGGAUCACUUGCUUCUGCCAUGAGGAGAAAGCUUCUGUAGCAAGGAAGAGCAGCCAAAGGCGGGGCAAGUUUGGUGAAGUUUUGGAGAACAUAUACAGUGCGAUCACGACGCUUCCGAGACCUAUCAGAAGGGUGUGUCUUGUGCAGAUCUUCGCUUUCAUGGGAUGGUUCCCUUUCUUGUUCUACUCCACCACCUAUGUCGGUCAAGUCAUGGCCUACGAGACAGGUGAGGAGCCGGAUAACGAGCUAGCCACUCGUACCGGUGAAUUUGCAAUGUUGCUGUACAGCAUAGUGGCUGUUCUUGCCGGAGGCGUACUUCCCAUCUUUGCCCGACGUGACCGUCGUCUUCUCCCUGUAGAAGGAGACGACGAAGAUGCUCAGAUUGAGCGCUUCCGCGAUAGACUUCACCUGUGGCGUCAGGAAGGCAUUACGACACUUCCAAAGAUGCCAUGGCUCCUCCGGGAUAUAUGGACGGCGGCGAUGAUCUUGUUCACCCUGCUAGCGUUCUCUACAUUCUGGAUAAGCACCGUCAAGCAAGCUACGGUUGCGAUAAGCUUGAUUGGAAUAUGUUGGGCUGUUGCAUGUUGGGUGCCGUUCGCCAUUAUCAUGGAACUGUUGAAAGAGAUGCAUGUCAAGAUUCCUCAUCUGCCUCAUGAAGUGGCGACUGAGGUUGCUGAACAUGAUCCUCUGCUCGGCCGCUCCUCAGAGGUCGAAUCAGAUCCUGAUGCUGAGGCCAGCGAUAGUGAAACCAGACCAGCAGGAGGCACAAUUCUUGGCAUCCAUAACCUUGCCAUUGUGAUGCCACAAUUCAUCAUUGCCAUAGUCUCCUCUGUGAUAUUCCGUAUCGUAGACGAAUCCGCAACUAUCGUCGCUCCCUCUCCCAAUCUCGAACCCGAUCACAACACAUACCUGGGCAAGAACGGCGUAGCAUGGGUCCUGCGGUUCGGAGGCUUGUGCACCCUGAUCGGCGCUGCUGCUUGUCGUAUGGUCCCACCCACCAAGACAGAGAAACAGAUGAGGAGUGGGCUUGCUGUGCUGAAGGAGCUCAAGGCUGAGGAAGAGCCUUGA
Molecule: messenger RNA, 1911 nt
Organism: Suillus clintonianus
Lineage: Eukaryota; Fungi; Basidiomycota; Agaricomycetes; Boletales; Suillaceae
Product: major facilitator superfamily domain-containing protein
Exons: 11
Coding region: 1-1911 (636 amino acids)
Cellular component (GO): membrane
Molecular function (GO): sucrose:proton symporter activity
Source: RefSeq, a predicted model, not a curated record